GGCUUGACGCGCGCCGCCCGCCCUCCUUCCUCCUCGGCUCACGUCCCAUCCUGUGCACCCUGCUGCUCUCGCCAUGGCUGCGCUCACCAAGAAUCCACAAUUCCAGAAGCUGCAGGAAUGGCACCGCGAGCAUGGCUCUGACCUCAACUUGCGCCGCCUUUUCGAAGCGGACAAGGAACGUUUUAAUCGCUUCAGCUUGACACUCAACACCAACCAUGGGCGUAUUCUGGUGGAUUACUCCAAGAACCUUGUGACAGAGGGUGUGAUGCAGAUGUUGGUGGACCUGGCCAAGUCCAGGGGUGUGGAGGCUGCACGGGAACGCAUGUUCAAUGGUGAGAAGAUCAACUUCACCGAGGAUCGGGCAGUGCUGCAUGUUGCCCUGCGGAACAGGUCAAAAACACCCAUUCUGGUGGAUGGCAAGGAUGUGAUGCCAGAGGUCAGUAGGGUCCUGGAGAAGAUGAAGUCUUUCUGCCAGCGUGUCCGAAGCGGUGACUGGAAGGGAUACUCGGGCAAGCCCAUCACAGAUGUCGUCAACAUCGGCAUCGGCGGCUCUGACCUGGGACCCCUCAUGGUGACUGAAGCCCUUAAGCCGUACUCUUCAGGAGGUCCCCGCGUCUGGUUUGUCUCCAACAUUGAUGGGACCCACAUUGCCAAAACCCUGGCCAGCCUGAACCCCGAGUCCUCCCUGUUCAUCAUCGCCUCUAAGACCUUCACUACCCAGGAGACCAUCACAAAUGCAGAGACAGCGAAGGAGUGGCUUCUCCUGGCAUCCAGAAACCCUGCUGCAGUUGCGAAGCACUUCGUUGCCCUGUCUACCAACACGAGCAAAGUGAAGGACUUUGGAAUUGACCCUCAAAACAUGUUCGAAUUCUGGGAUUGGGUAGGAGGACGCUACUCACUGUGGUCAGCCAUCGGACUCUCUAUUGCCCUGCACGUGGGAUUUGACAACUUCGAGCAGCUGCUCUCGGGGGCUCAUUGGAUGGACCAGCACUUCCGCACGACGCCCCUGGAGAAGAAUGCCCCCGUCCUACUGGCUUUGCUGGGUAUCUGGUACAUCAACUGCUUUGGGUGUGAGACGCACGCCAUGCUGCCCUAUGACCAGUACAUGCACCGCUUUGCUGCCUAUUUCCAGCAGGGUGACAUGGAGUCCAAUGGGAAGUACAUCACCAAGUCCGGCACCCGUGUGAACCACCAGACAGGGCCCAUUGUGUGGGGGGAGCCAGGGACCAAUGGCCAGCAUGCGUUCUACCAGCUCAUCCACCAAGGCACCAAGAUGAUACCCUGUGACUUCCUAAUCCCAGUUCAGACUCAGCACCCUAUAAGGAAUGGUUUGCAUCACAAGAUCCUCCUGGCCAACUUCUUGGCCCAGACCGAGGCCCUCAUGAAGGGGAAGUCGUCAGAAGAGGCCCGAAAGGAGCUCCAGGCUGCGGGGAAGAGUCCGGAGGACUUUGAGAAGCUGUUGCCGCACAAGGUCUUUGAAGGAAAUCGUCCAAGCAACUCUAUCGUGUUCACCAAGCUUACACCAUUCAUUCUUGGAGCCUUGAUUGCCAUGUAUGAGCACAAGAUCUUCGUUCAGGGCAUCAUCUGGGACAUCAACAGCUUUGAUCAAUGGGGAGUGGAGCUCGGAAAGCAGCUGGCUAAGAAAAUUGAGCCUGAGCUUGAUGGCAGCAGCCCAGUGACUUCUCAUGAUUCUUCUACCAAUGGGCUGAUCAGCUUCAUUAAACAGGAGCGUGAGGCCAUAAGCCAGUAAACUCUUGUUGGGCUGACCGCAGUCCCUGUUGUGACUAUCCUUGUCCCUCCUCGCCAGAGUCUGCACUGCACGGUCCUGCCUAGAGCACCUUCUGGUCUUGGGCUAUCUAGACCACAAGCCCUUUGGGGAAAGCUGUCUGGAAUUACCACCCUCAUCCCCUUCAUGUCCAUGCCCUUCUGUCUUACAAUUAGCUGAAGUGUUUCAGUGCAGCUGAUUUUUCUGACCCAUGUUCACAUUGUUCAUAUACCAGGUAGAAAAAUAAAGAUGCUACAAAGGUG
Messenger RNA from Pteropus alecto (black flying fox), 2028 nucleotides. RefSeq names its product glucose-6-phosphate isomerase (gene GPI). The record is from RefSeq and is a predicted model, not a curated record. Lineage: Eukaryota; Metazoa; Chordata; Mammalia; Chiroptera; Pteropodidae. Gene Ontology annotation, molecular function: monosaccharide binding; glucose-6-phosphate isomerase activity; carbohydrate derivative binding. Bases 74 to 1750 code for a protein of 558 amino acids. The transcript is spliced from 18 exons. Gene Ontology annotation, biological process: glycolytic process; gluconeogenesis; glucose 6-phosphate metabolic process. Gene Ontology annotation, cellular component: cytosol.